AUGGCUGUGGAUCGAAAACAGACAGCUGUCAAUAUUAUUAUUUAUAUCUGUAUUUUUAUGGUAUAUCGAGUAUGCGGUAGUACAAUCGAUAAUGGAGUAAAGGGUGAGCCUGUAUUAGAAUGUGCGGCAGAUAGUAUGUCCAUCAUUUUUAUGACAGAAAAAGAAUUUGAAGGACAUGUUUAUGUGAAGGGCCACUAUGAUAACAGUUUAUGCCGGACAGAUGCCACUCUCAAGAAAAAUGUCAAUUUAACUGUGCCGUUCUCUCUUUGUGAUGUACGAAGGCAACGUUCGAUGUUUAUCACCAAAAUUGAUAAAUCAUAUCAUGUGAAAUGCUUUUAUAUGGAGACAGAUCGUACUGUUACAACACGUCUUGAUGUUAGUUUGAAUAGUGAACAACAAAGGAAGAUUGUUGUAAUGAUCGGUGGCGAUAAACAUCAGGUAAAAGCGCUCACCAAUCGUAACGGUACAUUGGAUGAUUAUGAAAGUGACACAUUUUCAAACGGAAUGAUUACACGACAAAUAGCUCUUCCAACUUGUCGGUAUCAAGUUCUUAUGGACGGACCACAUGGUUCCCCUGUGAAAUAUACAACCGUUGGAGAGCAGGUUUAUCAUCAGUGGUCGUGUGCGGAUGAAGAUGGAACAGUUCCAGAAACAAAUUUAUAUUGUACAACCGUUCAUUCAUGUGUCGCUAAAGAAGAAAAUGGAAAAGAAGUUCAAUUGUUGGAUGAAAAUGGCUGUGCUGUAGACAAAUAUUUGUUGAACAAUUUGGUUUAUACAUCUGAUUUGACCGGCGGACAACUGUCCCAGGUAUUUAAAUUCGCAGAUCAAUCAUCGCUAUACUUUCAUUGUCAAAUACGUCUCUCAUUGAGACGUGGAAGUUGUAAGAGAACAAGCGAUAAUUGUUCAGUUGGACUAACGCGAAGUAAAAGGGAACUUUCCAAUCCUUCUCAAUACAGCGAUACUGACGAAACAGUGGUUGAUGUAUUUUCACAGUUGAUGACAGUAUUUGAUAUCGAUGAUCCAAUAAAUGCUGAUUCACUGCAACGAUAUGAAGCGAAAGAACUGAAACAUGCAACUGUUUGUUUGACACCGAUGUCGUUCAGCUUUCUGUUGGCAAUUUUCACCGCAGAAUUCCUUAUUUCAACCUUAUCAGUUAUUGUCCUGUAUCGAAAAAUCUGCUAUAAAGAGGAAUACUUUAUAGAAUGA
This is a messenger RNA of Acanthocheilonema viteae, 1206 nucleotides long. The record is from the annotation of a GenBank genome assembly. Lineage: Eukaryota; Metazoa; Nematoda; Chromadorea; Rhabditida; Onchocercidae.